Messenger RNA from Grus americana (Whooping crane), 3671 nucleotides. It is a transcript of the gene OPA1, whose product is annotated as OPA1 mitochondrial dynamin like GTPase. Gene Ontology annotation, molecular function: GTP binding; microtubule binding; GTPase activity. Gene Ontology annotation, cellular component: cytoplasm; mitochondrial membrane; microtubule. The transcript is spliced from 31 exons. Gene Ontology annotation, biological process: mitochondrial fusion. NCBI's taxonomy places the organism in Eukaryota, Metazoa, Chordata, Aves, Gruiformes, Gruidae. The coding region runs from base 161 to 3205 and encodes 1014 amino acids. The record is from RefSeq and is a predicted model, not a curated record.
GGACCGCGGUGCCCGGAAGCGGCGGUAGCCCUGUCAGUCCGCGGCCGCGGCGGCUCCACCUGCCCUUGCCCGCGGCAGCCCGGGGUGCCAGGCGCAGCAGCCGAGCCCCGGCCGGUGGCCGCGGUGCGUGCGGCUCCUCCGGCCCCUCCCGGCCGUUAGGAUGUGGCGGACGCGGGCGACGGCGGCUUGUGUCAUCUGCCGGAGUCUCGCAAAUAGCAGCUAUGGAAUGAAAAGAAAAUCGCCACUUCAAAACUUGCAUCUUGUUUCCCGAAGUAUACAUCGUCCCUACUACCCAAGUUCAAAAUUUCAAAGACCUCCAUUAAGGAUAUCCAUUCAGCUGUUCUCUUCUCUUAAUCGUCUUCCCCUACGCAAAACAAAACUUUUAAAUGUAAAAUAUGGAUACCAAUCCCACAGGAACUUUUGGCUAGCUAGACUAGCAUCAAGGCUUCUCAAACUUCGCUAUCUUAUAUUAGGAUCUGCUGUAGGUGGUGGCUAUACAGCUAAGAAGACAUAUGAUCAGUGGAAGGACAUGAUGCCAGAUCUCGAUGAAUAUAAGUGGAUUGUUCCUGACUUCAUUUGGGAGCUUGAUGAACAUAUUGAUUUCGAAAAACUUAUCAAAGCCCUUCCUGAUGCAGAUGACCUUGCCAAACUUCUGCCUGACUUUGACAAGAUUGGAGAGAGCUUCACUUCACUGAAAGGAUUUUUUUCUCCUGGUUACAAUUUGGUUAGUGAAGUCAUAGGAGCUUCUGAUCUACUUCUGUUGUUAGGUUCUCCAGGAGAAACAGCAUUCAGAGCUACUGACCAGGGAUAUGACAAUGACAAACAGUACAAGAAGGGCCUGCUUGGUGAACUCAUUCUGUUACAACAACAAAUCCAGCAGCAUGAAGAGGAAGCACGCAGAGCCGCGGGCCAAUAUAACAUGGGCUCUUCCCAGCAGAAGCGAAAGGUUUCUGACAAAGAGAAGAUUGAUCAACUUCAAGAAGAACUUUUACGCACUCAGCUCAAAUACCAAAGAAUGCUUGAGCGAUUAGAGAAGGAGAACAAAGAAUUAAGAAAAUUGGUACUGCAAAGAGAUGACAAGGGAAUUCAUCAGAGGAAGUUAAAGAAAUCCUUGAUUGAUAUGUAUUCUGAGGUACUUGACAUCCUGUCUGAUUAUGAUGCCAGUUAUAACACUCAAGAUCACCUACCUCGAGUGGUGGUGGUUGGAGAUCAAAGUGCAGGAAAAACCAGCGUGUUAGAAAUGAUCGCCCAAGCCCGCAUAUUCCCUCGAGGGUCUGGGGAGAUGAUGACACGUUCCCCUGUCAAGGUAACUCUCAGUGAAGGUCCCCACCAUGUGGCUUUAUUCAAAGACAGCUCUCGGGAGUUUGAUCUGACCAAGGAAGAGGAUCUUGCAGCUUUGAGAAAUGAAAUAGAAAUCAGAAUGAGAAAUAGUGUGAAGGAAGGGUGCACUGUUAGCACUGAGACAAUCUCCUUAAGUGUGAAAGGUCCUGGUUUGCAGAGAAUGGUAUUGGUUGAUUUACCUGGAGUCAUUAGUACUGUGACAUCAGGUAUGGCUCCAGAUACGAAAGAAACUAUCUUUAGCAUCAGCAAGGCCUACAUGCAGAAUCCUAAUGCCAUCAUCCUUUGCAUUCAAGAUGGAUCAGUGGAUGCAGAACGCAGUAUUGUCACAGACUUAGUCAGCCAAAUGGAUCCCCAAGGAAAAAGGACGAUUUUUGUGUUGACUAAAGUUGAUCUUGCCGAGAAAAACGUGGCUAGCCCAAGCAGGAUCCAGCAAAUAAUUGAAGGCAAACUCUUCCCAAUGAAGGCUUUGGGUUAUUUUGCAGUUGUUACUGGAAAAGGAAACAGCAGUGAAAGCAUUGAAUCUAUUAAAGAAUAUGAAGAGGAAUUUUUUCAAAAUUCAAAGCUGUUAAAGACAUGUAUGCUGAAGGCACACCAGGUAACAACAAAGAACUUAAGUCUUGCUGUGUCAGAUUGCUUUUGGAAAAUGGUGAGAGAGUCUGUGGAGCAGCAAGCAGAUGCUUUUAAAGCCACACGUUUCAAUCUCGAGACUGAAUGGAAGAACAAUUACCCCCGGUUGCGAGAGCUUGACAGGAAUGAACUGUUUGAAAAAGCAAAGAAUGAGAUUCUUGAUGAAGUGAUAAGUUUGACUCAGGUCACACCAAAGCACUGGGAGGAGAUUCUUCAGAAAACUUUAUGGGAGAGGGUAUCUACUCACGUGAUUGAGAAUAUCUACCUUCCAGCAGCACAGACUAUGAACUCAGGGACAUUUAACACCACUGUGGACAUCAAACUGAAGCAGUGGACUGACAAGCAACUGCCUAAUAAAGCAGUAGAGGUGGCAUGGGAGACUUUGCAAGAAGAAUUUUCCCGUUUCAUGACAGAACAAAAAGGAAAAGAGCAUGAUGAUAUCUUUGAUAAACUGAAACAAGCUGUCAAAGAAGAAAGUAUUAAACGACAUAAAUGGAAUGAGAGAGCGGAGGAUAGCCUGCGAGUGAUCCAGCACAAUGCCUUAGAAGAUCGGUCAAUAUCUGAUAAACAGCAGUGGGAUGCAGCUAUUCAUUUUAUGGAAGAGACACUCCAAAGUCGUCUCAAAGACACUGAGUCUGUUAUUGAAGAUAUGGUGGGUCCAGACUGGAAAAAACGGUGGUUAUACUGGAUAGGCCGCACCAAAGAACAGAAUGUUCGUAAUGAAACAAAAAAUGAACUUGAGAAAUUAAUCAAAUGUAAUGAAGAACAUGCAGCUUAUCUGGCAAAUGAUGAAGUGACGACUGUCAGAAAGAAUCUUGAAGCAAGAGGAAUAACAGUGGACCCAUGUCUGAUUAAAGACACAUGGCACCAAAUUUAUAGAAGAUAUUUCCUGAAGACUGCUUUGAACCACUGCAAUCUAUGUCGAAGAGGCUUCUAUUAUUAUCAGAGGCAUUUUGUGGACUCGGAGCUUGAAUGUAAUGAUAUUGUCCUCUUCUGGCGGAUACAGCGAAUGCUGGCAAUUACAGCAAAUACGUUGAGACAGCAGCUUACUAACACUGAAGUAAGACGCUUGGAGAAGAAUGUAAAGGAAGUGCUUGAAGAUUUUGCAGAGGACAAUGAAAAAAAGGUGAAGCUCCUAACUGGCAAGAGAGUCCAGCUUGCAGAGGAUCUCAAAAAAGUUCGGGAAAUCCAGGAAAAACUUGAAGCCUUCAUAGAAGCCCUCCAUCAAGAAAAAUAGAUUGUUCAAGCAGCAACUUUACACAAGAAUGCAGCCUUUUCCAGGAUACCUUGCACAAAGAAGACUGAAUAGAAAUGGCUUUUGUGUCCCAUUCUCUUUCCUAUUUUUUGGGGAGCAUCCUGAAAUGUUGGAGGAAAAAGAAAAUAAUGUCUCAUGGGAUUGAGAAAUUCAGUUAAAAUCUACCUGCUCAUGUAAUUUUUGAAGCUACAUGCACAUGACAGAAGAAUCUGACUUGUGUGUCAAUGGGAUAGCUUGGGAGCUUGCUGAAGUUGUACAUUUAAGUUGGGUUUUUUUCCUGAAAGGAAAAAAAGCUUUUAUUUUUGGCAUCUGUCUUGUAUGGUAGAGCUGGAUCAUAUUCAUAAAAUGAUUUUAUCUGUUGUCAUUUUCUUGCCUGCAAAUGAUCCUGGGAGUUUGACAUAAAGUUUUAGUAUUUGUAUGUACAUUAAAACACCCUUCUAAGUAACGC